ACUCUAAUAAAAGAACACACAAUGUCCAAAAUGAAGCUUUAUUUCAGCAGAGCAAAACUACAGGAAGAGCAACAGGACAGUGAAGAGAGUAAAGACAGAAAUGUCAGCAUUGUGUAGAACUGAAACUCUAUUGUAGAUGGAUGUGUAAGCAGCUCAGUGUUAAAUUCUAUCUUGGAGCUGAGAGUCUUCACUCUGGCUCUUGCUGAACGUGACCGGAUGAUUGACGCCGACAUGGGAGACCGUACAGACAAACUCCUCCCCCUUUUCCCAGAGUGCUUUGCUGAGUUGAUUGCAUCAUCCACAGACCUUUGCUCUGUAUGCAAACUGCAGGGGAUCCAGCAGGGGGUCUGUAAUAGCCUUCAGGGGGGUUAGGAACAGGUGUUCCAAGACUUUCCUGAUCACAGAGGUACAAUGAUGCGUGUCUUGCUUCUGGCUCUGCUGCUCUCUCAGGUUUGCUGUGAUAUGAAUCUAGACGGCUACUGGAAAUCCUGGAAAACUGAAUUCAAUAAAAACUACAGCAGUGUGAGUGAGGAAGCAUACAGGAGAGCAGUUUGGGAGCAGAAUGUUUUUAAAGUGAUGAAGCACAAUGAAGAAGCUGCAGCAGGACAACACACCUUUACCAUUGGGAUCAAUCACCUUUCAGACAUGACAACAGAAGAAGUCAGUGCUAAACUGAAUGGUCUGAGGGUGGAGAAUUUUUCUCCUCAGGAUGCUAAUGAGAAUUUCACCUUUCUGAGUGAUUUCUCCCUCCCUCCCAGUGUGAACUGGACUGAUGAUGGAUUUGUCAGCCCUGUGCAGAACCAGGGUGAUUGCAACGCAUGCUGGGCGUUCAGUGCUGUUGGAGCUUUAGAAGCUCAAAUGAUGAAAAAGAAGAGUCCGCUUGUUCCUCUGAGUGUUCAGAACCUGAUAGACUGCAGUAGUAUGGAGGGAAACCAUGGCUGCCAUGGAGGACUCAUGACUAAUGCCUUUAAUUACAUUAUAAACAACAAUGGAAUCAGCACUGAUGCUGACUACCCUUAUGAAGAAAAGGUCGGGUUGUGCCGUAAGCGUCCUAAACCUGCACGCUGUUCUGGUUUCCGGGUUCUUAAACGUUUGAAUGAGUUUGAGCUGCAGAAGGUAGUGGCUAAGAUUGGACCAGUUGCAGUGGGAAUUAAUGCGAAUGAGGUCACAUUUCACCAUUACAGUAAAGGUAUUUAUAAUUUCACUUGCCAUAAUAACACAUUGAAUCACGCUGUUCUGGUGGUCGGAUAUGGAAAAGAAGAAGGGCAGCAGUACUGGCUGGUCAAAAACAGUUGGGGUGCUGAUUGGGGAGAGGGGGGCUACAUACGAAUGCUGCGAAACAAGAAUCAGUGUGGAAUCGGCAGCUAUAGUGUUGUCCCCAUUGUCUGAACUCAUUUCUCACAUAUCACAUUUAAUUUUUUUUAAACUUUUCUUGCUAUUAUAGACUAAUUCAAAAUUGUUUUUUUGAUUUGUAUGUUAGCUUCUGGUGGUGGUGAUGGAAAAAGUAUUUCUGUUUUUGGAAUGAAUGAAAUCCAGAGUUGCUUAUAUUGUAUUGUAUACGUUCAUGUAAUCCAUUCCCCAAAUUAUUGAAAAUAAAUUUUUUAAUGUUGCUGUA
Messenger RNA from Pangasianodon hypophthalmus (striped catfish), 1615 nucleotides. RefSeq names its product cathepsin S-like. The transcript has 8 exons. Gene Ontology annotation, cellular component: lysosome. The record is from RefSeq and is a predicted model, not a curated record. Gene Ontology annotation, molecular function: cysteine-type endopeptidase activity. Gene Ontology annotation, biological process: immune response. The coding region runs from base 412 to 1389 and encodes 325 amino acids. Lineage: Eukaryota; Metazoa; Chordata; Actinopteri; Siluriformes; Pangasiidae.